AUGUAUGUAGAUGAUAUUUUGCUUGCCAGCAGUGACUUGGGAUUACUUCAUGAAACAAAGAAAAUGUUAUCUACUAAUUUUGAGAUGAAAGAUCUAGGAGAAGCUUCUUUUGUGCUUGGCAUUGAAAUAUGUCGUGAUAGAGCUCGUAGUUUGUUGGGACUUUCUCAUAAACCUUAUAUACGGCAUGUACUGCAAAGAUUUGAAAUGCAUAACUGUGCACCUGGUGAUGUAGCCGUCAUAAAAGGAGAUAAGUUUAACAAAACUCAAUGUCCCAAGAAUGAACUUAAAAGGGAAUCUGUAAAGAACAUACCAUAUGCUAGUGUUGUGGGGAGUUUGAUGUAUGCUCAAGUUUGCACUAGACCAGAUAUUGCCUAUGCAAUUAGUUUUCUUAGCAGGUUUCAGUCGAAUCCAGGGCAAGAGCAUUGGAAAGCAGCUAAGAAAGUUAUGAGAUACUUGAAGAAAACUGAAGGUUACAUGCUCACCUUCCAGCGUUCAAAUCACCUUGAGGUGGUAGGCUACUCAGAUUUUGAUUUCGCUGGAUGUCAAGAUGAUUUGAAAUCGACCUCAGGUUAUAUUUUUAUACUAGCUGGGGGUGCUAUUUCUUGGAAGAGUGUUAAGCAAACUCUGGUGGCAUCUUCUACUAUGUAA
This is a messenger RNA of Juglans regia (Persian walnut), 648 nucleotides long. Its product is annotated as secreted RxLR effector protein 161-like. NCBI's taxonomy places the organism in Eukaryota, Viridiplantae, Streptophyta, Magnoliopsida, Fagales, Juglandaceae. Bases 1 to 648 code for a protein of 215 amino acids. The transcript has a single exon. The record is from RefSeq and is a predicted model, not a curated record.